UGAAAUGUCAAAAUAAAUAACAACAAAAAUAGGUUAUGUGAAAGUCAUGUUUUUUGUUUUAAAUGAAACACUGGUAAUGUAAAUAGUGGUUAUCACGUCUCAUUAACAAUAAGUAUGUCGGUGUUGAGUCCUUUUGUUUUUUGGGCCCAAAACGAAAAAACUGUAUUCCUAAAAGUAGACCUGAAGGAUGUAAAAGACCCAAACAUAACACUGGAACGACGCAAAUUGCAAUUUUGGUCUAAAGGGGUUGGAGCACGAGGUCUCAACGAUUAUGCCUUUGAAAUUGAUUUCUAUUCAAACAUAGAUUCUGAGAAAAGUGUGCACAAAAUCACUGACAAUAGAGUUGACUUUACUGUAAUCAAAUCAGAGAAGGGAUGGUGGCCUAGGUUGAUGUCACAGACCCAAAAACCCAUCUGGUUGAAAAUCGACCAUGACCGUUUCCAGUCUGAAGACAUGGAGGAGGAGGUCGCCGACGUUAUGCAAGAUUAUCCAAGCUUGUAUGAUAAGUUACAGAGGGAGGAAUUUGGAUACAAAAAAGAGGACUUCAAAAAAGUAUAUUUGACGCUUUACAAUUUAUUUAUGUACGUUGGUUUCAUGUACGUAGUGUGUGUAUUAUCAGUUAGGUACAUUAAAGAAGGCUCGGACUCAUUUCCGGGGACAUACGCUGCUGCAGGCUCUGCCAUGUGCUUUCUACAAUUAAUCCAAAUUUUGGAAGUUAUGCAUCCCUUGUUUGGCUAUGUUAAGGGUGGGGCUUUUGUUCCAGCACUUCAAGUAGGGGGGAGGUUUUUUGUCUUAAUUCUUAUGCUAGAAUUUGAACCACGGCUGCAAACCAUGCCGGUGGUCUUCUAUCUCUUUAUGACAUGGUCAGCCAUAGAAAUAAUAAGAUAUCCCUACUAUAUGUCACAAUUGUUAAAAAAAGAAAACGGUUUGCUAACAUGGCUGCGAUAUACGGCAUGGAUAGUUCUCUACCCCAUUGGAUUUAUUUGUGAAGGUGUUAUUAUUUUCCGAAAUUUGAUUUUCAUGGAGCAAGAUAACACCUGGUCGGUAACAAUAUCUACUCCGUUUGAAUUUACGUUUAAAUUUGCGACGGUUUUGCGUCUCUAUUUAUUAAUUGGGAUGAUACCAGGGAUGUAUACCCUCAUGUCUCAUAUGUACAAACAACGAAAACUUAAAAUAGGUCCUGUGACAAUUAAAAAGAAUAAAAUCAGAAAAGAGCAAUAAGUAUAAGUAGUUAAUUUUAUUGCACAAUUUUAAAUUGUUAAUAAGCUACAGUUAAUGAAAUAAAACACUAAGUAGGA
Molecule: messenger RNA, 1298 nt
Organism: Tribolium madens (black flour beetle)
Lineage: Eukaryota; Metazoa; Arthropoda; Insecta; Coleoptera; Tenebrionidae
Gene: Hacd2
Product: very-long-chain (3R)-3-hydroxyacyl-CoA dehydratase
Exons: 5
Coding region: 115-1221 (368 amino acids)
Biological process (GO): sphingolipid biosynthetic process; very long-chain fatty acid biosynthetic process; fatty acid elongation
Cellular component (GO): endoplasmic reticulum membrane
Molecular function (GO): 3-hydroxyacyl-CoA dehydratase activity
Source: RefSeq, a predicted model, not a curated record